Molecule: messenger RNA, 1017 nt
Organism: Triticum turgidum subsp. durum (durum wheat)
Lineage: Eukaryota; Viridiplantae; Streptophyta; Magnoliopsida; Poales; Poaceae
Source: the annotation of a GenBank genome assembly
AUGGCCUCCGCCGAAAUCCCCAACGCCGACACCGCGGAACCCAACCCCAGCCCCAACCCCGCCGCCCGUUCGCCGUCGCCUCCGCUCCCGCCGCGCAAGCGCCGCCUCUCCCUCUCCCCUUCACGGUCCGCCUCCCCCAGGCGCUCCGUGUCUCGCUCCCGCUCCCCCCGCGACCGCCGCAGCCGCAGCCGCAGCCGGAGCCGCAGCCGCAGCCGCAGCCGUAGCCGCAGUCGCAGUCGGAGCCGUAGUCCGCGCCAGCCCGAAGGCAAGCGGCGGCGGCAGAACGACCUCACCGUCGAGGCGUGCCGCGACUACCUGCGCGACAGGUGCACCCGCUCCGACCUCGAGUGCAAGUAUGCGCACCCGCACCAAUCCGUUUCCGUCGACCGCAGGGACUCCAAGGUGACGGCAUGCGCGGAUUCGCUGAGGAACAACUGCUUCCGGGGCAGAACCUGCCGCUACUACCACCCGCCUCCUCACAUACAGGAGUCGUUGCUGAGAUCAAUUGGUUUGGACGUCCCACAGGUGAAGACGGUUUGCAGAGAUUUCGCACGUGGGCGAUGUUCAAGAUCAGCAAAUGAGUGCCGCUUCUUGCACCAUUCAUCUGUUCAAGAGUGUGCAAUUGUUUGCCAAGAUUUCUUGCGUGGGAGGUGUGAGCGUAUAUCAUGUAGGUACACUCAUGUCAUAGCACAACCAAUGCUACCCCCACCAAUGAGGGAUGUUCCCAUGCAAAUGCCAUAUCCUGAGAUGGUUUACAUGCCACCACCACCACCACCACUGGGAGUACCUAUGAUGGCUCCUCCUCUCUCACCUCCUAGAGGUUUUGCUGAUAACAAGAACACAGUGGAAGUUUGCAGGGACUACUUGAAGAAAAUGUGCAAUAGAGAAUCAUGUAGAUUUGCACACCCUGAUUCACAAACUGAGUCUUGCGUGCCUCACUCUGCUGCUGCUUCUGCUGCUGCUAAUCCUGCUACUGCUGCGAAAGAGCUGCCGCGCUGGCUGUUGUGCUGCUGCUAA